AUGGGUGGAGGAGCACAAUAUCCGUAUCCUAAAGAAGUGUGGUCUCCCUCUGGUGGUUGGUGGACUCGACCGACUAAUUGGAGAUCUAAUACUGCAAUCAUUAUCGCAGGUAGCACGCUCGUGUUUUAUAGCGUCUUCAAGCUCAGCGCCCAUAGAGAACAACGAAUGCAAGCCCCAAAUCGAUGGAUCCCGUCAAUGCUUUGGGCAAGGGAAUUCAAAGAAGGGAUCGUCGGGAUUCGGAAUGAAGAUGAAGAGUGGCCCAAAGGCGCCCCAGUCGAGAAGGGCCAUCAUUAA
This is a messenger RNA of Puccinia triticina, 294 nucleotides long. RefSeq lists its product as uncharacterized. NCBI's taxonomy places the organism in Eukaryota, Fungi, Basidiomycota, Pucciniomycetes, Pucciniales, Pucciniaceae. The transcript has 3 exons. The coding region runs from base 1 to 294 and encodes 97 amino acids. The record is from RefSeq and is a predicted model, not a curated record.